Molecule: messenger RNA, 1412 nt
Organism: Sesamum indicum (sesame)
Lineage: Eukaryota; Viridiplantae; Streptophyta; Magnoliopsida; Lamiales; Pedaliaceae
Product: transcription factor bHLH153
Biological process (GO): regulation of transcription by RNA polymerase II
Cellular component (GO): nucleus
Molecular function (GO): DNA-binding transcription factor activity, RNA polymerase II-specific; protein dimerization activity; RNA polymerase II cis-regulatory region sequence-specific DNA binding
Source: RefSeq, a predicted model, not a curated record
UCCCAUUUUUCUUUCUCUCCAUUUUCUCCCACUUCACUGAUAGAUUUCACAAAUCAUCACCACCUACUUGUAUAUAUAGACUUUCAAAAAACACUCCCUCUCCCCCUGUUUUUCUGCAACUCACCGUCUUCCUACACCUUCUUAUAUCAAUCUUGGUCACCAUUUCCGCAACCCUGAGGCUGGUUUUUGUAGCCUCUGUUUAUGGUGUUCCUUUCGUGUCUAUGUGCGUUUCUGCGUGUGAAAACAUAUAGAUUCAUUUUUGUAUGCGGUUGCACGAGUCAAGGUCGAGUGUUUCUUUGCUGACACUUUGUUUGACAUAUGUUAACAGAAAUCAGUUGACCCUUUAGACCAUUAAGAGGAAUAGUUACAGAGUGAAAGAGGCAUUUUGAUGCCCGUUUUAUGGGAAUCUUGAAGUGGGAUUCUGUAUUCUUCGGCGAAAAGUUUUUGGAUUUUUACAGCCAUUUUUAGAUUCUUGAAGUGGGUUUUGAAGUUUGAACAUCGAAGUUGAGAUUUUUGCUGACUGAUUCUGAUGCUGAUUUUGCAUUGAGGGGAGGUGAACUUGUAGGGAAGGAGAUGAUGCAACAUAAAAGAAGCCCUGUCUCUCUUGAACAAAGUAACUUCAUGGACUUGAUGCCAAAACGAGUAAAACGGACUGGUGUCCCGCUCUCUUCCAAGGAAAAGAAAGAGAAGGUAAGCGAACGGAUUUCUGCUCUUCAACAGCUUGUCUCACCUUAUGGGAAGACGGAUACAGCUUCAGUCCUUCUGGAGGUAAUGGAAUAUAUAAGCUUCCUUCACGAACAGGUUAAGGUACUGAGUGCUCCAUACCUAUGUAGCACACCAACCCAAUCACAGGACGACGAAACAUAUAGCCUCAGAGCCAAAGGCCUGUGCCUCGUGCCUAUCUCAUUCACCGUUGGAGUUGCAAGCAGUAAUGGUGCGGAUAUAUGGGCACCGAUCAAGACGAGUCUCCCCAAUUCCAGACAAUUGGUUGUGGACGAAGCUUCUGUGAUAACUCAGGGUUGAUUUGAGGGUCUCCAAGCAAUUAUGGGUCGUCCCGGAUGAGCCAGUUGAAGAACUGCAAUGCGGAAGCAUGGGAUGAUCUUGCAGCAAUGUACUCCAUGAUUAGUUUCUUGGCUAUAAAGCCGAAAUUUCGGGUACUUAGAAGGUAGUGAUAUGAGAUAACAGCGUAAUUCAGAUGCAGAAAAAAUGUGAAGUGAUGAGGGUGGAGAUGCAUCACAAUCUUCUCUCCAACUAAACUUUUGAACAUAAAACCAAUGGAUAUUUGUAGCAUCUCCAAUUGAAGUUUAAAUUACACAAAAAUUCGGAAAAAUAAAAAUAUUAUCAAAUGUCACUAGUAUUUGUUAUUUUAGUUAAUAAGUACAGUUGUUUGUUAUAUUAUCUGAUUUCCAUUA